GUUCCGAAUGCACCCCAUCAUAAGUCGCUGGCCCUCCGACUCCUUCUACGGGGGGAGGCUGAUCGACAGCGCACGCGCGAAGGCGCGAGUGCCGAUGCCAGGAUUCCCCUGGCCGGCCGCCGGCCCCCUCGCCUUCGUGAAGACGACGGGCCGGGAGGCCCAGAGCAUCGACGGCGUCUCCAAGACCAACGCCUCGGAGUGCAGCGCCGUGGCCAGCGUCGUGCGGAGACUCCUGCAGCACGUGUCCGCCAGUGACAUCGGGGUCAUCUCGCCGUACCGGGGGCAGGUCGGCAUGCUGAAGAAGUCGCUGCCCCGGGACGUGGAGGUGAAGACGGUGGACGGCUUCCAGGGCCGCGAGAACGUGGGAUUCUUGGCGGACGAGCGUCGGCUGAACGUGGCGCUCACCCGCGCACAGCGAGGGCUCGUCGUGGUUGGCAACCCGAGCACGCUGGAGAACGACAAGACCUGGAGAAGUUGGCUGGAGUUCGUUCGCAGCAACAAGCUGACCUUGGACCUUGCCGACGUCGAUGUUGAGGAGCCCGCGGGGCGAGCCGUGGCCAGGCCGUGAGAGCCGCUGCCCCGCAGGCCCUCUGGCGCGGCCCCCUCCCUGCGCAGGACGUCGCCGACGUAGCCAGGUCGACGAGCUGCCUGCCGCGCAGCUGCAAGCUCGAUCUGGUUCCGGGCCGUAGGCUGAGGGGGCAUCGAUCGCCAGUCGCCCAUGCCUCGCCGAUGGGGCCCGAUAGCCCGCCCCGACCAGGACCGUGCGGAUGCGCUGUCGGGGGCCCGACCUGUCGGCGACGCAUCGCCGAUUCCAGGUCGAUGUUUCAGCCCCCUGAGCCGGUCCCCCCCCGCGCGUUGCCCCUUCUUCCAGCGCCAUGUGGUUUCUGCUGUUGGUCAUUUGGGCCUUCGGCUGUUUCGGCGGGCUGGCGCCCAGGCUGGCGCCCUCUGCCCGGCGUGCCGCUGCUCGGGCAGGUGUGGCCCGGGAUUGUGCCGUGCAGCGGCGUUUUGUUCUCUCCCCCUCCCCGUCCUCUUCGGCUCUGAACCUCUCGCUUCCUCUCCCUCCCACUUCUUGUCGAGUGGUGCCGUCCUUCGGCUGCUGUUUGUGCCGUGUCGCGUUGGUGGAGUUUGUGUUUCAGUUGGCUGACGUACGAGCGCGUGAAGGCAGAAUCUUGCUCGGCCGUCCGCCGUCUAACUUCUCUCUGCUUCUUCUUCUCCGCCCA
Messenger RNA from Prorocentrum cordatum, 1220 nucleotides. Lineage: Eukaryota; Dinophyceae; Prorocentrales; Prorocentraceae. The record is from the annotation of a GenBank genome assembly.